UCUUAAUAAUUAAUUAUGACCGUCUGACCCUCCCUUCACUCGAUGAAAUGAAUCAAGUACUGAGAUCUUCUCCCUUGCUUCAACUACCAAACCCAACGCCACCACCACCACCAUCCUUAUCCCCCAGGUUUAUUAUAAAGGUAAUUGGCAAAGAUGAUGAAUUGGAAAUUUCAGAGAUACCGAAUGGCGUGAUUCAUUUUCAAGAAAGAUUAGUAGUAGUACGACUUGUCCAUUUUCAUAGGAAGGAGGAGGAAUUCGACAUGCCGCCUAUACAGAAAUUAUAUGAGGCUUGCAAAUUAUCGUUCUCUCCUAAUGGACCUAUUUCUGAAGAAGCUCUCCAGAAAGUAAGGGCGAUGUUAGGUUAA
This is a messenger RNA of Papaver somniferum (opium poppy), 365 nucleotides long. RefSeq lists its product as uncharacterized. Lineage: Eukaryota; Viridiplantae; Streptophyta; Magnoliopsida; Ranunculales; Papaveraceae. The coding region runs from base 48 to 365 and encodes 105 amino acids. The record is from RefSeq and is a predicted model, not a curated record. The transcript is spliced from 4 exons.